UUAUUUAUGUAUCCGAAGCCUCACUCCCCACUUUUCUCCCACAAGAGAUUAUAGAGGAAGAAGCAUAUUCUCCUUGCACCUAUCAUCUCUGUUGCAGGUGUUAGCCUACCUCUCUCCUUUUCUCUCUUCUCACACACACAAACACAUAGUUGAGAAAUGGAAAGCUUGGAAGAAUAUAAGCUCUACUGGGAAACCAAUCACUAUCUUCAAACUCAAGAACUCGACAGUUUGGUACUGGAUGAGACAUUAUCAGCGUACUACGAUUCUAGUUCACCAGAUGGACCUCACUCCUCCGGGGCUCCUAAAAACAUAGUAUCCGAGAGAAACAGAAGGAAGAAAUUGAACGACAGGCUCUAUGCUCUCCGCGCUGUUGUUCCUAACAUUACUAAGAUGGACAAGGCAUCCAUUAUAAAGGAUGCGAUCAGCUAUAUUCAAGAAUUGCAAGAACAAGAGACAAGAAUUCAAAGUGAAAUAACACAGCUAGAGUCCAUGGCUUGCAAUAGAAGCAACUCCUUCGAUGAAUUCAAUCAAGCAGGAGCCGAUACGACGACGUCUGUUGUAUCAAAGAAGAAGAAGAAGAAGAGAAGUGCUCGGCAGCAGGAGCUCUUCUCCAAUGAUUGUGGAGGUUCCAGAUCAUCACCAUCACCUGUCCAGGUCAUUGAGCUAAGGGUGUCUUGUGUGGGAGAAAAGACGGUUGCAGUGAGCAUUACAUGCAGUAAAGAAAGGGACACCAUCGUGAAGCUAUGCGAAGCUUUUGAGUCAUUGAAUCUUAAAGUCAUCACAGCCAACAUAACCUCAUUCUCGGGGACCCUCUUGAAGACAUUACUUAUUGAGGCAGAUGAGGAGGAGAUAGACACGCUGAAGACAAAGAUUGAGAGUGCUAUUGCAGCUUUUAAUUUCCCGACAGUUCAAUAAGCUGCUAAAUUAACAAUGAGACCGGAAAGAAUAAUUAUGUCCUACUGAAUUAAGCUUAUCCCUUUCUAUUAGAAUAAAUAUAUAUUUAUUUUCACUUCAUUUAUAAUCAUUUGCCUAUUUCAGAGAGUCCUGUGUAUGAAUAUUCCCCAUACAUAUAGAUUUUGUAUUGUCUGGUC
Daucus carota subsp. sativus is the source of this 1091-nucleotide messenger RNA. Its product is annotated as transcription factor bHLH35. Gene Ontology annotation, biological process: regulation of DNA-templated transcription. Bases 157 to 915 code for a protein of 252 amino acids. The record is from RefSeq and is a predicted model, not a curated record. Gene Ontology annotation, molecular function: DNA-binding transcription factor activity; sequence-specific DNA binding; protein dimerization activity. Gene Ontology annotation, cellular component: nucleus. Lineage: Eukaryota; Viridiplantae; Streptophyta; Magnoliopsida; Apiales; Apiaceae. The transcript has 5 exons.